Octodon degus (degu) is the source of this 1624-nucleotide messenger RNA. RefSeq names its product attractin-like protein 1. The record is from RefSeq and is a predicted model, not a curated record. NCBI's taxonomy places the organism in Eukaryota, Metazoa, Chordata, Mammalia, Rodentia, Octodontidae. Bases 85 to 1095 code for a protein of 336 amino acids. The transcript is spliced from 11 exons. Gene Ontology annotation, cellular component: Golgi apparatus.
UGUAAUGGACAUAGCAUUUGCAUCAAUAAUAAUGUGUGUGAACAGUGUAAAAACCUCACCACGGGAAAGCAGUGUCAAGACUGCAUGCCAGGUUAUUAUGGAGAUCCAACCAAUGGAGGACAAUGUACAGCUUGUACAUGCAGUGGACAUGCAAAUAUUUGUCAUUUGCACACAGGAAAAUGUUUCUGCACAACUAAAGGAAUAAAAGGUGAUCAAUGCCAAUUAUGUGACUCUGAAAAUCGCUAUGUUGGUAAUCCACUUAGAGGAACAUGUUAUUACAGCCUUUUGAUUGAUUAUCAGUUUACCUUUAGCUUAUUACAGGAAGAUGAUCGCCAUCAUACUGCCAUAAAUUUCAUAGCAAAUCCAGAACAGUCAAACAAAAAUUUGGAUAUUUCAAUUAAUGCAUCAAACAACUUUAAUCUCAACAUUACAUGGUCAGUUGGCUCAACAGCUGGAACCAUAACUGGGGAAGAGACUCCUAUAAUUUCCAGAACUAAUAUAAAGGAAUACAGAGAUAGUUUUUCCUAUGAAAAGUUUAACUUCAGAAGCAAUCCUAAUAUAACAUUUUAUGUGUAUGUGAGCAACUUUUCCUGGCCAAUUAAAAUACAGAUUGCAUUUUCACAACACAAUACAAUCAUGGAUCUUGUGCAGUUUUUUGUCACCUUCUUCAGUUGCUUUUUAUCCUUAUUAUUGGUGGCUGCUGUGGUAUGGAAGAUCAAACAAACCUGCUGGGCUUCUAGACGUAGAGAGCAACUGCUUCGAGAAAGACAGCAGAUGGCCAGCCGUCCCUUCGCUUCUGUUGAUGUAGCACUGGAGGUGGGAGCUGAACAGACAGACUUUCUGCGAGGGCCAUUAGAGGGUGCACCCAAGCCUAUAGCCAUUGAACCCUGUGCUGGGAACAGAGCUGCUGUUCUGACUGUGCUUCUUUGUCUGCCAAGAGGAUCAUCAGGCGCCCCACCGCCCGGGCAGUCAGGCCUUGCAAUUGCCAGUGCCCUGAUAGACAUUUCACAGCAGAAGACUUCUGAUAAUAAAGAUAAAACAUCGGGAGUCCGAAAUCGAAAACACCUCUCCACACGUCAAGGAACUUGUGUCUGAGAAGUGGAAAUCUUUCUGACAGAUUCUGUCUGACCUACCUUGUAAAUGGCUUCUGUUAAAGCUGUUCUAUGAUCCCACAUUUUAUAGAGGCCAAUCUCUGUAUAAUCCAGGGCCCAAGGACAGUCCCCUGCAAAUGGGCAAUGUCCCAAGUGGCCAAAGAAUGUUUCAUGAGUUUUAUAAAAGUAACAGUACUGAUGGUCACACCAGUGAUGAAGUCACUUUUUACUACUACUGUAUUUUAGGCUUAUCAUAGUUAACAUUAAAUUACUCUGGAAGAUUAUGUAUAUUGUUUCUUAAUGCAGAUAGAGAUAUGUAAUUCAUAUAAAGCAACUGUUUAUAUCCCAAGACUUUAAAGAAAGACAUUUUAUAAUGCCUGAACAAUGAAAAUUGUACAGUUUUGUCUCAUAAGCCAACUUAGGCCACCUGUAUAUGAAUAGGAGAUGAGCACAUCCCCAUGGUUUACAUAGUAUUUUAUCUCACUGUAAAUGCAGAAACAAGAUUUUGAUUGAGUGGAAGGAAGGUGUCUCAG